UCUCUUGACACGAAAGCAAACACUUUCAACAAGUUUCAAGUUCAGGGUCAAUUUAAGUGUGAAUGUGUGUGUGUGUGUGUGUGUGUGUGUGUGUGUGUGUGUGUGUUAUAAUUAUUGUCACCACACAUCGCCAAGCACGAGUAUAUGGCGUUGUCGAUACAUGCAUGUGCAGAAGGACAAAGAUCCGGUCUUCAAGUCCCUCGUGCUCCCUGUCUCACUCUGUGGCAGUGAGACAUGGACACUAAAUGGGGACUUGGAGAGGCGGAUGAUGCCCUUGGUACAAUAAGUGUCUAGGCGUCAUCACGGGAUAUCGCCGGAACGCCUUUGCGUCAAACCGGCGACUACUCCGUGAGACUGACUCGACAUGUAUUACCUGCACAGUCCCUCAACGGCUGUACGGCACGUGGCGCGCUGCCCUGAAGCUGAUCCUGCUCGUCGGGUUGUUUGAGACAGUCCUGGGUGGAGGAGGCCAAGGGGACGCCCACGGGGGUCGUGGCUUGACCAGGUCGACAGAUCCUGCCGGGAGGUGCUCGGGCUGGAAAGGGGCUGCAUGGAGACUCGCCCGGAUGGACACCCGGGCUUGGCGUUGUAUUUGGUGGGCGAGGCGACGCGCCCCCCGGCGCAUGCUCCCAUUGAAGGAUUCAUUUAUUUCUAACCUCCCUCCUUCAUAUUUAUCUCCCUCUUGUCCCUAACCUCCUUCCCUCUCCCCCACGCAGGGUCGCCAUGAGUGUGAGCGAGGUGGAGAUCGGCGUGUGGGUGGAGGGCGUGCAAAAGUGGGUGACGGGCGUGACGCGGCGCACCACCUGCCACGACCUCAUCAAGGCGCUGCUCAGGGCACAGCAGCGAUGCGACGACGCCGACGUGAUCCAGUACGUCAUCGUGGAGCGGUGGCGCAAGGUGGAGCGGCCCCUGGACCACGAGCAGCGGAUACUCAAGGUGUGGCGGACGUGGGGCGAGGCGGUGAGUGAGGUUCGAUUCUCCCUCCGGCGGGUACGGGAUGGCGAGGGCGUGGGCGUGGGUGGCGUGGGCGGCAGCAGCGGGCGGGCGGAGCGGAGCAGGCGGCGGCAGAAGAUGAAGCACCACGCUCACGGCACCCGCGAGGCGCUGCACCCACGGAAGCUGCCCAAGGAGGAGGCGAAGUUCAGCGACACGAUGGAGCGCCUGAUGCGGCUGGUGGUGGCGCAGGGAGAGACCAUCCAGACGCAGCUGCGUCGCCUGCAGGAGCGUGAGAGCCAGAUCGAGCAGUACGAGCAGCAGAUGCACCUGCUGCGCGUGCAGAACCUGGGCACCGACUACCUGCUGCACUCCUACCUCAAGGACGACGGCGGCGAGGCCAAGGACGAGCCCGGCAGCGAGGAGAAGAGCAACGACUCGGGCGUGGUCACCGAGGACCUGCCGGACCCGCCGCCGCCCGCCGCCUGCCAUGGCCUGGACGCCGACGACAAGGACGCGGCGGCGGCGGCGGGGCUGCGCGGCGGCGGCAGCGAGGACGUGGAAGAGUUCGCAGUGAUCCUCGCCAAGAUCGAGGAGGUGAACGCGCGCCUGCUGCACGAGGAGGAGGCGCUGAGCGGCAUGGCGGGCGCCGUGACGGCCGCGCGGGAGCAGCACCGCGACGAGGAGGAGCUGCUGCGGCAGGAGCUGGCGUGCGUGGCGCACGUGCACGCCCAGCUGGUGGCCGACGCGCGGCACAACGAGCACACGCUGCGCGAGACGGAGGUGGUGCUGUGGCAGCAGCGCAAGCAGCUCGAGGCGCUGCUCAUCGAGGACACCGAGAGUGACCUCGAGACCAAGGCGCUGCGCGAGCACCUCGACUACAUCAUCCACCUGCCGCCCACCGCCUUCCGCCUGCCCGAGGACGACGCCGACGACCCCGCCCUCGUGGUGACCUCGGCGCGGCCCGUGCACGACCCCGCCGGCGGCAGGGUGCCCUCGCUGGCCGCCUACGACGGCGACCUGCACGCGACGCUCAGACACAACGGCACGGCAAAGGCGUGCACGCCCACACACGACUCGUUGCCGCCGCCGCCGCUGCCGACGUGUCCGCCGCCGGUCGUGGAAGAGGAUGACGACCGCGACUCCGCCAACACCAGCAGCCUCUGCGUCAGCUCCCGCUCCAGCACCUCCUCCGAGGCCUCCACCGGCAUGACCAACGGCGUCAGCACCAAGCCCGCGGCGCACACCCAGACGAGGAAAACCCCCGCCACGGCCUCCUCCUCCAUCUCCUGCAGCACCGCCGCCGCCGCCGCCCGGCCCGGCGAGGCGGCGGGCAAGGACACGGACUCCACGGACUCCAACUCCGACACGGGACUCAGCUCCCUGCACAGCAGCAGCGACGAGGCGGCCUACGCCCUGGACACCCUCGUGUAGGGUGUGUGUGUGUGUGUGUGUGUGUGUGUGUCCCAGGAAGCAUCGCGGCCUGUCCCAGUGAUCUCAUGUGUGGGGAGCAGUGUAAGGUGGAGGAGGGAGUGUACAGACCCAGCCAACCAACCAGUCAAUCAAACCUGCACUCAGUGACUCGCGAACACACGACGCGCGGCAGCCAGUGACGGUGGUAAUACAGAUACUUGAACCUUGAACCAAGAAAAUAAACAUGAAAAAGAACCAUUGGGAAGU
Molecule: messenger RNA, 2613 nt
Organism: Eriocheir sinensis (Chinese mitten crab)
Lineage: Eukaryota; Metazoa; Arthropoda; Malacostraca; Decapoda; Varunidae
Product: ras association domain-containing protein 10-like
Exons: 3
Coding region: 724-2367 (547 amino acids)
Biological process (GO): signal transduction
Source: RefSeq, a predicted model, not a curated record